AUGGAAGGAUAUAGCAUGGAUGAAGAUGAAUUAAAGCAAUUAUACGCUUGGAUUGAUGGAAUACCUUUAAGUAGGCAGAAAAAGAAUAUAACUAGAGACUUUAGCGAUGGAGUUUUGGUUGCUGAGGUAGUACAUCACUUCUUACCUAAGUUAGUAGACCUUCAUAAUUUCUCUCCAGCGAACUCUGCAACACAGAAAGUAGACAACUGGAAUGUACUAAAUCGGAAAGUUUUCACAAGGCUAAAUUUUCAUUUACCAGAGGACGUUUUGCAAAGUAUCGUAAAAUGUAAACCGGGCGUAGUUGAAUUUCUGUUGAAUAAUCUUAGACUCAAGCAAAUACAUCAUCAACGCCGCGGUCAGUCAUCACAGAAUAGUAAUCAGGCUUUUGCUGGACAACCUUCCACUUAUCCUGAUUCUCAGACUAACACUAAAAGUAGAAAACCAAGUAACGGCUACGGGCAAAAUAUAAAUCAUAGACCGGUAAAAGGCAGUAAAUCUCAACCUGUGAGUCAAGAAGCAGUGAUAGCCAUGGAAGAAAAGACGCAAGCUCUACUUGCUUCACAAGAGACCAUACAAAUUUUACAAGCUAAAAUACGGAGAAUUGAACACUUGCUUCAUUUAAAGGAUUUAAGAAUUGAAGAAUUACAGUCAAGACUUAUAUCUUAUGAAUCCAAAGGCGAUCGUAGAUAG
Messenger RNA from Trichoplax adhaerens, 690 nucleotides. RefSeq lists its product as uncharacterized. Gene Ontology annotation, molecular function: microtubule binding. Gene Ontology annotation, cellular component: axoneme. The coding region runs from base 1 to 690 and encodes 229 amino acids. The record is from RefSeq and is a predicted model, not a curated record. The transcript is spliced from 7 exons. NCBI's taxonomy places the organism in Eukaryota, Metazoa, Placozoa, Uniplacotomia, Trichoplacea, Trichoplacidae. Gene Ontology annotation, biological process: regulation of cytoskeleton organization.